Molecule: messenger RNA, 1287 nt
Organism: Oncorhynchus tshawytscha (Chinook salmon)
Lineage: Eukaryota; Metazoa; Chordata; Actinopteri; Salmoniformes; Salmonidae
Product: PI-PLC X domain-containing protein 3
Exons: 6
Coding region: 161-1129 (322 amino acids)
Biological process (GO): lipid metabolic process
Cellular component (GO): synapse
Molecular function (GO): phosphoric diester hydrolase activity
Source: RefSeq, a predicted model, not a curated record
UCCACAUGAUCGCAUUCAGGGGGUGUGGCGUGAACUCACUCCCAGGCACGCUGGUGUGCGUGUUGCGUGUGGGUGAGUAGUAAGGGGAGCGAGCGCUGCAUAGAGAAAGCGCACUCAACGCUCGCGCAGACAAGAGAGUGGGAAUAUAGUGCGCGGUGGCAUGGCUUCCUCUCACGGGAAAAGCGAACCCAGGUUCGCCGACUGGAUGGCAAAUUUACCGGAGAGCAUGCACAGCAUCCCGCUCACCAACCUGGCCAUUCCUGGUUCACAUGAUUCGUUCAGUUUCUACAUAGAUGAGUCCUCUCCGGUUGGUCCUGAGCAGACUGAUGCCGUCCAGAACUUUGUGUCCGUCUUCGGCACGGUGGCCAAGAAGCUGAUGCGCAAAUGGCUCGCCACUCAGACCAUGAACUUCUCCAGCCAGCUGGAGGCCGGCGUCCGCUUCUUUGACCUGCGCAUCUCCACCAAGCCCCGAGACCCAGACAAUGAACUCUUCUUCGCUCACGGUCUCUUCAGCGCCACGGUGAGAGAAGGCCUGGAGCAGAUCAGCUCCUUCCUCUCGGCCCAUGCCAGAGAGGUGGUGUUCCUGGACUUUAACCACUUCUACGGGGUUCAGAACAUGCACCAUGAGAAGCUGGUCUCAAUGCUGAGGGACGUGUUCGGGGAGAAACUCUGCCCUGUUGUCUUCGCUCAGGAGGUGAGUCUCCAGUACCUGUGGGAGAAUGAGUACCAGGUAUUGGUGUUCUAUCAUAGUCCUAUGGCCCUGGAGGUGCCCUUCCUGUGGCCGGGUCAGAUGAUGCCUGCUCCCUGGGCCAACACCACUGACCCUGACAAGCUGAUCCAGUUCCUCCAGGCCUCUGUGGCUGACCGCAGGAGGAAGGGAACAUUCUUUGUCUCCCAAGUGGUCCUGACACCUAAGGCCAGCACUGUCAUGAAAGGAGUGGCUAGCGGACUGAGGGAGACCAUUACAGAAAGGGCUCUUCCAAGUAUGAUGCUGUGGAUCCGUGCCCAGAGGCCGGGAGAGAGCGGCAUCAACAUCAUCACAGCUGACUUCGUAGAGCUGGGAGACUUCGUCAGUGCUGUCAUCACUCUCAACUACCAUAUGGAAGACGAGGAAGAAAACGCCACCUGAGACUGACCAACAGGGUGGUUUAGAGUUCAAUCCACAGCCAUGUGAGGCUACGCUCGCUCUCUCACUCUCUCUUUGGUGUUCAUUUUUAGGAAGAGAGGCGGUCCUCUGACUCUUCUAGGGCUACAGUAGUUGACAGAGAGGGAGGGAGCGAGCGAGAG